GGAACCUUUUCCGCUCUUUUUGGAGACGAUUAUACUGGAGAUUUAGCGAACGUGGAUACUGGAAGUGCAGAUGCCGGACUGGGUAGUUUGAAAGAAGAAUGGAUGCGACUUAGAGUGAAACAACUAUUGCGAGAGCAGAAGGCGAAGGGUGAUUACCAAGUUGGAAGACGUCGAGGGAGGAGAUCCUCAUCUAACAAGAAUAGGGAUAGACGAGGCAACAGGAGGACGCCUUCUAGAUCCAGGUCUCCAAAAGAACAUCAACGUUUUCCUCGCUCGGGAUCUAAAGAGAAGAAGC
Molecule: messenger RNA, 295 nt
Organism: Amoebophrya sp. A25
Lineage: Eukaryota; Dinophyceae; Syndiniales; Amoebophryaceae
Source: the annotation of a GenBank genome assembly